Micropterus salmoides (largemouth bass) is the source of this 3435-nucleotide messenger RNA. Its product is annotated as protocadherin alpha-C2-like. The record is from RefSeq and is a predicted model, not a curated record. Gene Ontology annotation, molecular function: calcium ion binding. The transcript is spliced from 3 exons. The coding region runs from base 174 to 2618 and encodes 814 amino acids. NCBI's taxonomy places the organism in Eukaryota, Metazoa, Chordata, Actinopteri, Centrarchiformes, Centrarchidae. Gene Ontology annotation, biological process: homophilic cell-cell adhesion. Gene Ontology annotation, cellular component: plasma membrane.
GCACUGCUGUCAGAGCCCUGCUCCUCCAGCAGCGGAACUGUACUGUAUAUGGCCUACUGCAGCUACAACUACAACGCGUGGAGGCAAGAAUGACACCGGCGCUCCCCUACAUCAAGACAACUUGAUCGUAAGAGCGGAUCUAUUUCCUUUCUAGAUUUAAAAAUAUCACAAUAAUGGCGCGCGUCAUUGCACCUUUACGGACACGAUUUAUCUCGGCGGUUUUUACAUUCACUGUAUUGUGGGGAUGUACGCUGUCCAUCACUCGGUACUCUAUACCGGAGGAGAUGGAAGAGGGCUCCUUUGUUGCCAAUCUGGCCACAGAUUUGGGUCUGGAUGUUCGCAGUUUGGUGCAGCGCAGUGCAAAGCUCGAUGUCAUUCACAGCAAAAAUUACCUUGACAUCAACAAAGAGACAGGGGAGCUGAUUAUCCGCGAGAAGAUAGACCGGGAAAGCAUAUGCAUGACUAAAACAACCUCGUGCUUUCUGAAAAUGGAUGUCAUUCUUGAAACCCCCAUUCGCAUUUUUAACAUCGAGUUAGAAAUCAUGGACAUCAACGACAACGCGCCUGUGUUUCGCAGAAGGACAAUGCACUUGGACGUUUCGGAGGCAACCCCUCCCGGUGAGAGAUUUUCACUGACAAACGCCGUGGAUGCGGACGUGGGGGCGAAUUCAAUCAAGACCUACUAUCUCAGCGAAAGCAAAUACUUCAACAUCGAUAUACAAACUGGCAGCGAUGGCUCCAAAUAUGUGGAUUUGGUGCUCAACGGUAAUUUAGACCGGGAGGAGCAUGCAGUUCAUAAUUUGAUUUUAACCGCUGUGGAUGGAGGGGUGCCUCCCCGCUCCGGUACAGCCAGCAUCAUUAUUAAUGUCCUGGAUAUCAAUGACAACGCCCCCCUGUUCAGUCAGGCGGUGUUUGCAGUCAACUUUUCAGAGAACUCGGCUGCAGGGAGCGUGGUCAUGACCUUAAACGCAACAGACUUGGAUGAAGGCACAAACGCUCAGUUAAUAUACUCAUACACGCUGUACACCUCAGAGAAGACUCAGGAGCUCUUCUCGCUUGAUUCAAACUCAGGUGAGAUCAAGGUGAAAGGGGUGAUCGAUUAUGAGGAGAGUCAGAGUUUUGAGAUGCACAUCCAGGCCCAGGACAGAGGGGCGAACCCGCUGUCGGGACACUGUAAAGUCAUAGUGUACGUCACAGAUCUGAACGAUAACUAUCCUGAGGUGACCAUCAAGUCUGUGAAAAGUGCACUGACUGAGGAUGUCUCUGUAGGGACCCUAAUUGCAGUGGUCAGUGUCAGCGACAGGGACUCCGGGGUCAACGGGGAAGUGGAGCUCACUUUGAAUCAUCAAGAAUCUUUGCCAUUCCUCCUGAACAAAUCCUCAGAGGGUUACUUUGAGCUGCUGGUUUCAAAGCCACUGGACAGAGAGUUAAUAAGCAAAUAUGACCUCACACUGAGGGUGACAGACAAAGGCUCGCCGCCCUUAUCAGAAAAUGAAGCCAUCACGUUAGACAUUUUGGAUAUCAACGACAACGCACCCACAUUCUCCCAGCCCUUCUACACAAUCCAUGUUGUGGAGAAUAAUCUACCAGGGGCAUUAUUGACGUCUCUUAGUGCGUUUGACCCAGAUCUCAAUGAGAACCAGUACUUAGUUUAUUUCAUAAUGGAGAAGGAGAUUGUUAACACGUCCAUGUCAAUGCUGUUCUCCAUCAAUCCUGAGAAUGGUGAUCUUUAUGCCCUGAAGACCUUCGACUAUGAGAGAGAGAGGGAUUUCCUUUUCCACAUCGAGGCGAGAGAUUCUGGUGUUCCCCCGCUGAGCAGCAACGUGACAGUUCACAUCAUCGUUCUGGACCAAAACGACAACACCCCUCUCAUAGUGUCACCUUGGCGGGCGCAGGGCUCUGUCGUAGAGGAGGUGAUACCGAGGUCCACAGAUAAGGGGCACUUGAUAGCCAAAGUGAUCGCUAUUGAUGCCGAUUCUGAGCAGAACGCCAGGGUCACAUACCAGCUCCUGCAGAUCAGUGAUGCGACCCUGUUCAGCCUGGAUCAGUACAACGGUGAAAUCCGGACAACGAGGAUGUUCAGUUACAGAGACCCAAGACAACAGCGGCUGGUGGUCGUUGCCAAAGACAACGGUCAGCCUGCUCUCUCUGCUACUGUCACCAUCAAGAUAUCAACAGUGGAACAUGUCAUGUCCUUUUCAGAGACCACAGAGUUGCCAAUAGAGUAUGACGUCUUCACAGACCUGAACCUGUACUUAGUAAUCGGUUUAGGGGCUGUGUCAUUUCUGCUAUUGAUAACCAUUUUGGUUAUUAUUGUGCUGAAGUGUCAAAAACCAAAGCCAAAGGCCAUCAAGAUCCCCCCAGCCAACAGAAACAGUGUGAUCAGCCGGAACAGCGUGAUCAGCCAGAGAAGCUCCACCAUCGCAGAUUCCACGCUGAUCUCCAGCGAUGCCUACUGGUACAGUUUGUUCCUCGCAGAGACCAGGAAGGGCAAAGUGGUCGUGAGACAGCCCAUAAUUCCCAAAGGAGCUGGGUAUUUUGUAUCCAGUAUACCCAGAAGCAUAGGGCCAAGUGAGACCACAGACUCUAGAGCAUCCACACUGGAGUACUCAAAAUGAAAGGAAGUCCAUUCUACAACUGGAGCAGGAACCCAGGAGAGAACUGCCAUGAUAUAAUCAUCUCUUCAUGGGAGUCUCUGGCUGAAAUUCUUUCCCGUGACUCACAACGAGGAUGUAAAACAACUGUUCUCCUGCAGUCCCUCUGCUCCAACUGUUCUUUCCCUCUAGCUCCUCCAGUUCCCCCUACAAACAUCAACCACUCAUCGCCUCAGCUUUUCUACCAUCGUUUCUCUUUAGAGCAUGAAUCUGCAUGAUUCCACCACAAGUUCAAAAUCUUUGGACAUAGAAUUAAAAUCAUUUAGGGCAGGAUAUUUGGGCAUUUCUAGAGUUGCCUCAUCUAGUAAAUCAUUCCCUCAACGCUUUGAAACUCAUCAAUGGACAAAUUUGCCUUCGCUUCAGGGUUUACUCUGUGAAAAAAAGUUCUCAAAAACCAUCUGUAGCUCGCCAUGUUCGCAAGUCGCCAUCAUGCAACCUUUUUUAAGCAAAAGUUCAAAACACGCCUAUUCACAAAUACACACAUGAAUCAGGGUGAAUAUAAUUCUUCCAUAAAUCUGAUAGAUACUGAACUGUAGCUGGUUAUGUCACUGAUUCAGGCUUUGCACUAGUGUGUUUUGUUUUUGGAAUAAUAAUUUCUACUGUAUAAUGAGUCUCGCUGUUUAGCAAGGCUCAUACUGUCAACUAGUAACUUGCAGAUGAAAUAACCAAUGAUUUUAGAUUUCAAUGUUUUUUACAAUGUUUGUUGUGACUAACAGUGGUGAAUGUGUGAAAAUGACAAAAAAAGAAUGAAAGAAAAGAAACUGACAAAAAGGACAAAACU